AUGGCAUACAAUGAUGAUGCUGUGCUUGCUCGUUUAUCUGCGCUCAAUGAGAGUCACGACAGUAUCGCGACAGCUGCGCAAUGGAUCAUGUUUCACAAACGACACGCGGAUCGCACCGUUGCGCUUUGGAUGCAGCGACUGAAGGAUUCGUCCGCGACAAGAAGACUCAGCCUCGUUUAUCUCGCAAAUGAAGUCGCACAACAAUCACGAAUUCGGCGAAAAGAAGAUUUCAUAAUUGCUUUCUCGCCCGUUAUUGCUGAAGCUACAGCACUUGCAUACAAAGGCGCACCAGCCGAAAUACACGGAAAACUGCGGCGCGUGGUUGACGUGUGGAGAGAUCGAAAUAUUUUCGAAGCUCCUAUACAAAAUGCCAUUGAGUCGCGCCUAGACGAGCUGGACAAAGCGAAAGGAACGCCUCGACCAGGAUUUGGGAACUCACCAUUCACCUCGAAUACCGCAGCGGCGCCACCACCUGAACUUGCGCCAGUUAUCUCGGGACUUCAGACGGUUCAGAAGCUGAGCGCGCCGCUCAAAUCUACGCUCGAGUCCGCGAAUCAAGAAUAUGAAAAACAAACAGAUCCGUCCAUACCUGUACCAUCAGCACCAGUCUUCGCGGCCCGCCUCAAUGGCCUUUUGAAGACGCUGUCGAAUGCAGAAACUGCUACUAGCGAAAGCGUCAAAGCCCGUGAGAGUCUAAUUGCUGGUUUGGAGAAGAUGCUCGAACAAAACAAGACCGAGUUAGAGACGGACCGGGCGACGCUUGAGCAACUGGCAACCAGAAAGACAGAAAUCGAGGAAAGGAAGCAGCAAGUAGAACUAGCUAUCAUGCGAGCACUUGGACCGGCCGAUGGUAAUGGAUCACAAAGCAACGGAAAGGAGGGAGCACUAGUACAAGAGCUCGACCGGCCCGAAAUGGAGGCCCUCACACCACCAGCGAUGGAAGAACUCACGCCUCCACCCCCGGAGACGGAGCCUCUGAGUCCAAUCGGCGAGACUAAAUCCCAGCACGAAGCGGAUGAGGCCACCAUGGAUACUGCAUCACACGCAGUCCCCAUAUCUUCCAAUGGCUCAAAGAAAAGACGGAGGGUUGAUGACGAAUCUGAAUUUGCAGACGUGGGAGGAGACGAUGGCAUCGACGAAGAUGUCGCUGCAAUGCUGAAAGACGAAGGGUUAUAG
Beauveria bassiana ARSEF 2860 is the source of this 1176-nucleotide messenger RNA. Its product is annotated as DUF618 domain-containing protein. Gene Ontology annotation, molecular function: RNA polymerase II C-terminal domain binding. The transcript is spliced from 4 exons. Gene Ontology annotation, biological process: mRNA 3'-end processing. Lineage: Eukaryota; Fungi; Ascomycota; Sordariomycetes; Hypocreales; Cordycipitaceae. Gene Ontology annotation, cellular component: RNA polymerase II, holoenzyme. The record is from RefSeq and is a predicted model, not a curated record. The coding region runs from base 1 to 1176 and encodes 391 amino acids.